Molecule: messenger RNA, 3837 nt
Organism: Pistacia vera
Lineage: Eukaryota; Viridiplantae; Streptophyta; Magnoliopsida; Sapindales; Anacardiaceae
Product: phytochrome E
Exons: 4
Coding region: 15-3401 (1128 amino acids)
Biological process (GO): red, far-red light phototransduction; protein-tetrapyrrole linkage; regulation of DNA-templated transcription
Molecular function (GO): phosphorelay sensor kinase activity; photoreceptor activity; protein homodimerization activity
Source: RefSeq, a predicted model, not a curated record
AAGCCACUUAAGAAAUGCGAAUUAGAAGCAAUAGAGAAACAGAAAACACAACACGAAAUCACAACGCAACUGCCUCUUCAUCUUCAGCUGCUAAAAUGAAACCUAUCAACAAAGAAAAGAGAAUCAUUGAUCAGUAUAAUGCGGAUGCUGGUAUUUUAGCUCAGUUUGAGCAAUCUAGUGUGUCUGGUAAGUCUUUUAACUAUUCAAGAUCAGUUAUUUAUGCUCCAGAGAGUGUACCUGAUGAAGAAAUAACUGCUUAUUUGUCAAAAAUACAAAGGGGUGGUCUUAUUCAGCCCUUUGGUUGUAUGCUGGCUGUUGAAGAACCCACUUUUAGAGUCAUUAGUUACAGUGAAAAUUGCUUUGAAUUUCUGGGGUUGAGUUUAGAAAGUGAUACUUUGGAGUCAAAAGGGUUAAAGGGUUUGAUUGGAGUUGAUGCAAGAGCCCUUUUUACGCCUUCUUCUGGGGCUUCUUUGGCAAAAGCAGCUGCCGCUAAGGAGAUUUCACUGUUAAAUCCAAUUUGGGUUUGUUCUAGGAGUACCCAGAAACCAUUUUAUGCUAUAUUGCAUAGAAUUGAUGUGGGAAUUGUGAUUGAUUUAGAGCCUGCACGGUCAGGUGAUCCUGCAUUGUCACUUGCUGGGGCUGUGCAGUCUCAGAAACUUGCUGUCAGGGCAAUUUCUAGGUUGCAGUCACUCCCUGGGGGUGAUAUUGGUCUACUGUGUGAUACAGUUGUAGAGGAUAUACAAAAGCUUACUGGAUAUGAUAGGGUUAUGGUGUAUAAGUUUCAUGAUGAUGAUCAUGGUGAAGUUGUGUCUGAAAUUAGGAGGUCUGAUUUGGAACCCUAUUUGGGGUUACAUUAUCCAGCAACAGAUAUCCCUCAAGCCGCUCGUUUCUUGUUUAAGCAGAAUCGUAUUAGGAUGAUUUGUGAUUGCCAUGCUGAGCCUAUUAGGGUCAUCCAGAGUAAAGAAUUAAUGCAGCCUCUUUGUUUGGUCAAUUCAACCCUACGGUCACCCCAUAGCUGCCAUACUCAGUACAUGGCUAAUAUGGGUUCUAUCGCCUCAUUGGUGAUGGCAGUUGUCAUCCAUGGUAAUGAUUCAAUGAAGCUGUGGGGAUUGGUGGUGUGCCAUCACACAUCUCCACGCUAUGUCCCUUUCCCACUACGCUAUGCUUGCGAAUUUCUCAUACAGGCAUUUGGGCUGCAGCUAUACAAGGAGCUUCAGUUGGCGUCGCAGUUGGCAGAGAAGAAAAUCCUCAGGACACAAAUAUUAUUGUGUGACAUGCUCCUCCAGGAUGCCCCAUUCAGUAUUGUGACUAAAUCACCUAGUAUCAUGGAUCUGGUGAAGUGUGACGGCGCUGCAUUAUAUUAUGGGGGGAAAUGUUGGUUGCUUGGUGUAACUCCCACUGAAAUGCAGGUAAAAGAUAUUGUAGAGUGGCUUCUCAACAAUCAUGGGGAUUCUACAGGUUUGAGUACUGAUAGUUUGGGAGAAGCUGGCUAUCCUGGUGCUGCUUUAUUGGGUGAUGCAGUCUGUGGUAUGGCCACUGCCAGAAUCAAUUCAAAGGGUUUCUUAUUCUGGUUCAGGUCUCACACUGCAAAGGAAGUCAAAUGGGCAGGAGCUAUGCAUCAUCCAGAGCAUAAGGAUGAUAGUGGAAGAAUGGACCCAAGAUCAUCAUUUAAAGCUUUCCUUGAAGUGGUGAAAAAUAAGAGUUCGCCUUGGGAAGUUUCAGAAAUUAAUGCUAUUCACUCUUUACAGCUUAUAAUGAGAGAUUCAUUCCAGCAAAUGGAGGAAAACAACUCUAAGGUAAUGGUUAAUAUUCAACAGAAUGACAUUGAGAUGCAGGGGUUGGAUGAACUCACUUCAGUGGCAUGUGAAAUGGUUAGGCUGAUUGAGACAGCAACAGCCCCUAUUUUUGGGGUUGAUUCAUCCGGUAUCAUCAAUGGGUGGAAUGCGAAAGUUGCCGAAUUGACAGGAUUACAAGCUAGUGAAGCAAUGGGGAAGUCCCUGGUUGAGGAAAUUGUUCACCAGGACUCACGUGGAGCUCUCGAAAAUCUUAUAUGCAGAGCCUUGCUCGGUAAGGAAGACAAAAAUGUUGAGUUGAAACUGAGAAAUUUUGAGCUUCAAAGGGAAAGCUCAGUUGUAUAUAUUGUGGUCAAUGCCUGCACAAGUAGGGACUACAUGAACAAUGUCAAAGGAGUGUGCUUUGUUGGUCAUGACAUCACGCCUGAGAAAGUUGUGAUGGAUAAGUUUGUACGCUUGCAAGGGGAUUACAAGGCUAUCAUACAAAGUCUUAAUCCAUUAAUUCCACCAAUAUUUGCAUCUGAUGAGAACGCGUGCUGUUCUGAAUGGAAUGCAGCCAUGGAAAAGCUGACCGGUUGGAUGAGGCAUGAGGUAAUGGGUAAAAUGCUUCCUAGGGAAAUCUUUGGGGGUUUCUGUCGGCUGAAAGGUCAAGAUACACUCACUAAAUUCAUGAUUUUGUUGUAUCAAGGAAUUAGCGGUCAUGAUACUGAGAAGUUCCCUUUCGGGUUUUUUGAUAGAGGGGAAAAUUUUGUGGAGGUGUUAUUAACUGCAAAUAAGAGAACUGACUCGGAUGGGAAAGUAGUUGGCUGCUUCUGCUUCUUGCAGAUUGUUGUGCCUGAACUGCAACAGACCUUAGAAGUAUACAGGCAAGAUAAUAGAGAGAUCUUUUCAAAACUUAAGGAGUUGGCUUAUAUAAAACAGGAGGUGAAAAAUCCUUUAAAUGGUAUUCGAUUUGUUCACAAGCUGUUAGAAACUACAGCUGUUUCAGAAAAUCAAAAGCAAUUUCUAGAAACCAGUGAUGCAUGUGAAAGACAAAUCAUGGCGAUUAUCGAUGGUAUGGAUUUAAGCCAUAUAGAGGAAGGUAGCAUGGAGCGAGACAUGCACGAAUUCCUUCUGGGCGAUAUUUUAGAUGCUAUCGUUAGUCAAGUCAUGGUCUUGUUGAGAGAAAAGAACUUACAGCUAUUUCUUCAGAUUCCGGAGGAAAUCAAAGCACUAUCACUGUAUGGUGAUCAAAUUAGGCUUCAGCUGGUCCUGUCAGAUUUUUUGCUUCAUGUGGUACAUCAUACACCUUCUCCAGAUGGCUGGGUAGAGGUCAAGAUUUUGCCUGGCCUAAGGCUGAUAAAGGAUGGCAACAGCUUUAUUCAUUUACAGUUCAGAAUGGCUCACCCUGGCAAAGGCCUUCCUGCUGCUCUUAUUGAAGAUAUGUUUGAUGGUGGAAAUAAGUGGACUUCACAGGAGGGUUUAUGCUUAAACCUGUCCCGGAAACUUCUCAUUAUGAUGAACGGCCGCGUCAACUAUGUCAGAGAGCAUAACAAAUGUUAUUUCCUCGUCGACCUUGAGCUUAAAACGAAAAGAGGAAGACAUAACGAUUCAAGUCGAACGUCCUAAAUUACUUCUCCAGGCAUCCUCGUGCGUGUGCAAACAACGAGGUCAUGGUUGUUUUCAAUCUUGUUUGAGCAGGUGAGAAAGUAUGAGGCUGUCACCUACAAAAGAUUUGGUACAUUGUAUCAUCACCGCCCCCUAUAUGGCCUGAGAAAUCACAGGCUAAUGUUCACUUCACUCUUCAUGUUCAGUGGGAAGUUACUUAUCUCCAAAGCAUUGUUUGUUGCCUUGCCUCUGCUUUAAUAUUUCAGCGGUUUUAUAUAUGUAUAUACUGAAGAAGUGCAGUGGAAGAAAGAUGUUGGAGAAUCCAAUAGCCGAGGAGCUUACUAUUGCAGAUGUAACUUUUUUGAGUGUAUUUUGAGUAAAGUUUUAUGAAAUUUAUGUAUAUUUCCGCUGCCUGUUUAUUAGUUAAAUCAACAUGUUUCGAGAGCAAUGUUAUAUA